AUGAAGACAAGAGGCUUCUAUCAAAAGGAAGAUUCGGUGCAAGAAAAGAAAAUGGACUUUGAAGAUAUGCUCACAAGAUUUGCAGCCACAUCCGAGAAAAGGCUCAACGAAACCGAUUUAGGCCAACUUGCACUACAUAUCAACGAAAGAGCACUGGGUGGGCUUCCAAGUAAUACCAAGAAAAAUCCGAGAGGCGCCCAAAUCAACAUUGUGACGACUAGGAGUGGAAACAUAAUAACUCCUCCUACCCCAAUCCAUAAUGAAGAUCCUAAAGAGGUGCAUGAGAAAGAGAAAGAAAACCCACAUUCACAAAUAGUCGAAGCAACUCGUCGAGUUCAAGACUUGAACUCGACGAGUCCUCGGUCUGAACAGAAAAAUACUCCUUCUUUAAAACCGUAUCAACCUCCAUUGCCAUUUCCAGGUGGAGCUAGACAAGACAAGCCGAAUGAAGAAUAUCAAAAGUUCUUGGAACACAUCAAAGCCCUCCAAAUUAACAUUCCCUUCAUCGAGGUGGUUGCACAAAUGCCUAAGUAUGCCAAGUUCUUAACGGAAUUACUCACAAAUAGAAAGAAGAUGGAGGAGGUAUACAAGGUGGCUCUUAAUGAAAAUUGUUCAGCCGCAAUGUUGAACAAAUUGCCGAAGAAAAUGGGUGACCCAGGGAUGUUGACUUUUCCAUGCCAAUUCGGGAACUUAGCUAUUAGUUAUGCAUUGGUUGAUUCGGGGUGA
Lactuca sativa (garden lettuce) is the source of this 726-nucleotide messenger RNA. The record is from RefSeq and is a predicted model, not a curated record. NCBI's taxonomy places the organism in Eukaryota, Viridiplantae, Streptophyta, Magnoliopsida, Asterales, Asteraceae.